Closterium sp. NIES-67 is the source of this 1997-nucleotide messenger RNA. The record is from the annotation of a GenBank genome assembly. NCBI's taxonomy places the organism in Eukaryota, Viridiplantae, Streptophyta, Zygnematophyceae, Desmidiales, Closteriaceae.
GGCCCAUACCCGCAUCAUGGGCCUUAUUUCUCAGUCCCCGUGUCCUCAUAUCCCGUGUUUGUAGCCACGAGGCCACUAUGCCGAUGGAUGCCGUCCAACGAUCGGCCGCCUCGAGAUUUAAAGGCCUCCCGAGCAAAGACCUUUGCCUGUCGAACCGCUUCGUAGUAGCGGACAGUACAACCAGUGCAUUUCUAAGUACAUCAUCCCUAGGUUGGCUUCUAAGUUGGCGAUGGACCGCCAAGGCCCUCGCGUGUCGCCUGCUGUUGCUGCUCGUCCCCGCGCUGCUCGUCGCUCAUUCGCUCCUCUCCAACCGCGGCACUCUGGAAGGUUCUUCGCAGGUUCUCGACGCAACGGUCGACGCAACGGCCGAAGCUGAUGCGAUAAGCGGCGCCGCUGGGGCGCCGCCUAUCGCGGCGAUAGGUGCGCCGUCGGGUCCUUUCGCUUACCGUGCCAGCAGCGCAGGGACAGACGCGGGUCCUUCAGGCGGUGGCGGCGGUGGCCGAAAUGCUGGCUCUGUCCCCGACGGCGCGACUGUACGCGAUACAGGCAACGAUGCCGUUACGGAGGUACAGCAGCAGCAGCAGCAAGACGAGGGGACAUAUGGGGUCUGGCUGUCACAGGCGCAGCAGCAGGCUUCAGGCGGGCCGCAACAGCAGCAGCAGGAGCAGGCGCAGCAGCACUCCCUGACAGUGCAAGCAGAAUGGGAAGCACUCGACGAGGCAAGGGCUGUGGAGCUAUCCUUAGCUGUUUCCAGCCGGCCACAUACCGCCGCUGCAACCGCUGCUGCAUCGCCGGCGCAUGGUGACGGGCAUGGGGAUGGCCCUGCUGACCACCACCGUGCCAGACAUGCCCAUGCCCAUGCCAAUCGAAGCAUGAUCAAUGCCGAUGCUGGCGCAGGUGCUGAUGCCGAUGGCAAUGGCGGUUCGGGCGAAGGGUCCGAGGGGUGGCACGGUUCGGAGCGGUUUUACAGGGUGACGGGCGAGGGCGACUACUGCGCUGGCGAGUCGCAUUGGGUGUGGAGUUUCCUGUGCGCCGCAGCCGAAGCCCGCCUGCUGAACCGCACGCUCGUGCUGCCCCUCGCUCGCUGCAUACACGCCACCCACACGCUCUCGCAUGUGACAGAGGAGAAACCGAUGGCGCUCUACUACGACAUGGACCACUGGCCGCGCUUCCAGCCCAUAAUGCUGGACGCGCAGUUCGAGCAGCAGUUCGGCUCUCUCAACAUCGCGGUCCUGCGGGCCCAGCACAACAUGCGUGUGCGCGUGUUCCAAGCGCAAGUCCCCACGAGCCGGCUGCAGAGCACGGAUGCACGUGCUGCCACGCUGAUCGUGCGCCAAGCACACUUCGCUUAUGACAUCUGCAUUGCCAAAGGGGAUGCGAAGCGCCUGGUGCGCAACUACAACCUGAUCCAGCGGCCCGUGUACCUGCGGCGGCUGGCAGAGACGAUCCGGCGCAACAUUGGGUCGGGCUACGACAGCGUGCACGUGCGGCGCGGCGACAAGCUGAACCGCCGCUUCUGGCCGCACCUUGACCGGGACACACGGCCCGACGCCCUGCUCAAGACGCUUCCCAAGUUCAUCCAGCCGGGGCGCCACGUGUACAUAGCGUCGAACGAGCGCACUCCGGGGUUCUUCAGCCCGCUCGCCUCGCUCUACAAGAUCCACGUGCUCUCCGACUACCGCCACCUCUGGGCGCCCGGCAGCGACUGGUACAAGGAGUGCCGGGAGCUCAUGGAGCGGCACAGCAUUUUUCUGGGGGGGGCAGAGCCGGAGCUCGAUGCACAAAUGCAGUGGAUCGUGGAUAACAUUCUGUUUAGUGGGGGGAAGAAGAGGGUGGAGACAUUCUUUGACCUCACCAAUGAUACGAGACACGCUAUUGCACGACAUGUUACACCCACGCAGUCUCCUACCAUUGUGAAACUGUGAAUGAAGGGAAGUGUAGUGGUGAAUAUGGUACAAGGUUUACUAUUUAUCACACAAUAGAGCAAGCUUUCACUC